AUGCCGGAGGGAGGAGGGCGGGCAUCGCUGGGGGACCCAGGGCUCCGGGGAGGGGUCGCGAAGGGGACGCAGGCGCUCCAGGAGGGGGGGGAAAGCCAGGCGCCCAAGGACGGAGGCGGCACCCCCCAGGCGCUAGCUCCGGAGGGGACCGGAGUGUCCCGGGGAUCAGGAUUUAGGGCAGGGACCUUCGCCAAGGGCAUGGUGGCGGGUGUCGUCCCCGUCGUGUCCCCCCCCGUCACGGAUGUCACCCCCUGGGCUUAUCUGCGAGCGGUGGACGUGAAGAUCCUGCAGCAGCUGGUGGUGGUGAAUGAGGGCAUCGAGGCAGUGAAGUGGCUACUGGAGGAGAGGAGCACGCUGACCAGCCGCUGCAGCAGCCUGGCCAGUAGCCAGUACAGCCUGGUGGAGAGCCAGGCGGCCUCGCGGCGGGGCAGCUGGGACAGCCUGCAGGACCCCAACGACAGGCUGGACAGCAUCUCCGUCGGUAGCUACCUGGACACGUUGGCUGAUGACAUGGAUGAGUAUUCCCAAACUGCUGCCGAAACCGCCGCCGCAUCCACACCGGGCAGAGCCCUGCUCAGGGUGGAGCAGGAUUGGGCCAGGAUCGACCCCGAGAGGGGUCUUGCAAAGCAAGAGAAGGGCAAAGCGGAGCACGAGUGGCCCCACGUGGACCUCUCCCCACCUGGGCUGCCCCAGGAUCACCGGUUUGCUAAGGAGCCCCAGGUGGCCAACGGGCAUUUGGGCCAGCAGCCCUCCUCUCUGGAACCGGGCAGAGACAGCAAAUUGCCAUCGGGGGCUGGGGAGAGGCUAGGGAAAGGGAAUCCGGGUGGGAAGGCUCGGAAAGCCGAGGCUGACUUCGAGAACUGCAAACUCAACAGCAAACUGCACCUGGAGUAUGAUGCCCACUGGCGCUGGCUCCAGUCUCAGGACGAUGUGACGUUCUUGUAGCCCGUGGCUUUGCCUUCCCAGUCCAGCUCUCCCAACUGCCUGCUCUGCUUCACUUGUCUCCGCUUGGGAGAGUUGGGGUGGCUGAAGAUGGGGGGACAAGCUGGCUUGGUGGUGUUGCACUGUUCCUCUGCCCCCUCGUCAGUGUUUGGUGAUGCAGCCCUAAGGGAUGGGGUGACUGCUCUGUGGCAAAUUUCUGGGAGAGGUGGGAUGAGGUGGGUCCCCGUAAAUUUAAUCCUUUGCUCUGGGGUGGUGCUUGCAGGUGGCUGGUCACUCCUCUGUUGUCCUUGAUGUUGGUGGCGGGGAAGGGUUGGUGGGGAAACUUAGGACAGUGGGACUCCUGGGACCUCUCCAAUCUAAUCCUCAGCCUCCUGUGUCCAAAAACUGGGGACCCUUCCCCCAAACCAGCUACCCAGAGAGGACAGGAGAUGGUCCCACGCAUCCAUAGCUCGGUGGCACCAGCAUGCUCAGGGCAAGGUGCUGGGCAGGACCAUCAGCAGGGCAUCCUUGUUGGAUGUGCUUAUUUCCAUCAUUGUCUUCAAGGCCAGUGUCCAUCCAGGGUAGAGUUGACCUGGGGCACUUGGGGCUUGGCCACAGCACGUGGUGGAUGCUAAAACCACCUUCCCUGUGGGUGAAGCCCUGCCUGGUUUAAACGCCUCUAUGAAGCUGAUCUGAAGUGUGAUCAGGGCACUCACUGUAGCUGCUCCUGAUGGGCUGGGGAGCCUUCGUCUGUGCCCUGCAGAGGAAGGAUGAUGGUGCAGACUUCCCUUCCCAAUGUGAUUACACGAGAAGGGCAAAGCACUGGGUGGGAGAUGGAGAUCCAGUUCUCCGAGUUUG
Messenger RNA from Haliaeetus leucocephalus (bald eagle), 1779 nucleotides. It is a transcript of the gene LURAP1, whose product is annotated as leucine rich adaptor protein 1. The record is from RefSeq and is a predicted model, not a curated record. The transcript has 3 exons. Gene Ontology annotation, biological process: positive regulation of canonical NF-kappaB signal transduction; positive regulation of cytokine production. Bases 1 to 945 code for a protein of 314 amino acids. NCBI's taxonomy places the organism in Eukaryota, Metazoa, Chordata, Aves, Accipitriformes, Accipitridae.